CGGGCCAGGAUGCCGGUGCUGGAGCGCUUCUUCCCCGCGGCAGAGCCGGGCAGGCGGAGGAGGACGGGGGAAGAGCCGAUGCCCUUUCCCAUGGGCAGCCUGCCCGGUUAUCAGCAGGGGACCCUGGCCUGGGACUUGCCCGAGAUGAUCAAGAUGGUAAAGCUCGUUUGGAAAUCCAAGGGGGAGCUCCGCGGGGCGAAGCACAGAGGGGUUUUGGAGAGCGAGGAUGCCCUGGGCGGUUCGGCAGGAGAUGCACGGGUGAGAGGUCAGACAGGGGUUCUCUCCGAGCGCCGCGGCUCCUACCCGUUCAUAGACUUCCGUCUUCUUAACAAUACUACACUCUCAGGGGAAAUCGGCACCAAGAAGAAAGUGAAAAGACUGUUAAGUUUCCAGAGGUAUUUCCAUGCAUCCCGGUUACUGCGUGGAAUUGUACCACAAGCCUCUCUGUACCUACUGGAUGAGGACUACCUUGGGCAAGCAAGGCAUAUGCUAUCCAAAGUGGGAAUGUGGGAUUUUGACAUUUUCUUAUUUGACCGCUUGACAAAUGGAAACAGUCUUGUAACACUGCUUUGUCACCUCUUCAAUGUGCAUGGACUUAUUCACCAUUUCCAGUUAGAUAUGGUUACAUUACACAGGUUUUUAGUUAUGGUUCAAGAAGAUUACCAUAGCCAAAACCCAUACCACAAUGCUGUCCAUGCUGCUGAUGUCACACAAGCUAUGCACUGCUAUCUGAGGGAGCCUAAGCUUGCCAACUUCCUCACCCCAUCGGACAUCAUGCUCGGACUGCUAGCUGCUGCGGCUCAUGACGUGGAUCAUCCAGGGGUCAACCAACCCUUUCUGAUCAAAACUAAACACCACCUUGCCAGCCUGUACCAGAACGUUUCAGUGCUAGAAAAUCAUCACUGGCGAUCUACGAUAGGCAUGCUUCGAGAGUCACGGCUCCUCGCCCAUCUGCCCAAGGAGGUGACACAGGACAUCGAGCAGCAGUUGGGCUCCCUGAUCUUGGCAACAGACAUCAACAGGCAGAAUGAGUUUCUGAUCCGUCUGAAAUCUCACCUUGACAAUCAGGAUUUGAGGCUGGAGGAUGCACAAGACAGACAUUUUAUGCUUCAGAUUGCACUCAAGUGCGCUGACAUUUGCAACCCUUGCCGGCUCUGGGAUCUGAGCAAACAGUGGAGCGAACGGGUCUGCGAAGAGUUUUACCGGCAAGGUGACCUGGAACAAAAAUUUGAACUGGAAAUAAGCCCCCUUUGUAAUCAGCAGAAGGAUACAAUACCAAGCAUACAGAUCGGGUUCAUGACAUACAUCGUAGAGCCACUCUUUGAGAGGUGGGCCCAGUUUACAGGCAACACCCCCCUAUCUGAAAAUAUGCUAAACCAUCUCAGGAGGAACAAGGCCAAGUGGAGGAGUUUGCUCCACAAGCAACACAGCAGUAGUAGGAGCAAUGACCACUCAGGUCAAGUGACUGGCAGCCAAGAACAGACUUUAAAUAAGGAAGAGACUCCUUAGUGGCAGCUUUGCACUUUUCCUUAUAGCACUGCUAUCUCCGUCUUGAUCACAGCAGCAAACAAAAUCCCGGGGAGCUAGAAGCCUGUUGUCAAGACCGUGGAAAGGGAAGAAAUGGCAAAGCAGAAGCUGUAAGGGUCCUCACGAACAAGCCCGCAGUUCUGCUGGGAUCCUUUCUGGAUCUCCUUCACGUUCCUCUCCCCUCUCUUCAUUCUGCGCAUGCCUGAAGCCAUUCGUCACUUCUGAUCAUGAACUGCCUGAAUGCGGAGUCCCACUCAGCAGUACUGAAGCCGGGCCGGUUACAGCUGCCGUGAAGCAGGGAGGAUUACUGAGAGAACAGGAGAGAGAGAGGCACUCUUGGUUAUAUAUUCAUUUACCACGAGUCAUACUGUGACAUAUGUAUAUAGGCCCAGAGCGCCGUAUGCUUUCCAGGCUGGCAGCUGGGCUGCACAUUAAACCACCAGCAUCUUCAGCAUCCAGAGGACACCGGCUGAGUGAGGCAGCACUCGCAGAGGGCAGAGAGAGUCUGGUUAUUUUAGUAAUUAAAACAAAAACCUUUUUAGCUUUUGUAUUCUGUGCACUAAACAACAGAUCUAUAAACCUUGGACUGAAGUUCCUCUCCGUAUACACAACUCCAGUGUAACAAGGCUCAUUUUGGUAAUCAUUUUUAUGCCACUUUGGAUAAAAGACGGGCAUCUUCUCAUUGCAAGGAACAGUAUUCCCUCGCAACCAAAAGGGAAGGUGUUGUACAGUCUAAACCUUUGAAACACGAACAGAUCUAUCUUUUGAGUACUGUUUCAAGUAACAUGUUUAUAUUCAUAUGUGUACAUUUUCUGUAAAUACAAAGCGCUACUGAUUCCCAUGCCAAAAUACUGGAGUACUGUGGGAUUGCUACCUGUAAAAACAUUGGCACUGUGAACAGAAUACUGUUAGUUUUAAUACAAAAGAAAGCAUUUGUAAAUAUGGUAUAGAGUUUAUUAAUAUACACCAUUGUUUGUGGAUAAAAGCCUUAACUUUUAGCAUCAUUCAUCUUCUGAUAGCUGCCAAAAUCAUAUGAUCACAAGAUAUGAUUCUGAACUGCCUUUCCACUAUCCAAGGUGUAUCAAAGGUCAUUAAGGAAUGAAGUCUGGCAGGAUAACUUCUUGAAAACUUCAAACACAUUCCAUAUGGGUCCGUGUUGUUAAUCCAUGGCACCUUGCACAUUUGGUCUAGGCAAAUGCUUCACAGAGCCUGAAGUUUUAAGUUCAAAAAAAACCAAAACCCACAGCAACACCACAUAAUUUGACAGUUCAACCUGAUUACCAUUUAUUCAAGAGUGUGAAUUUUUAUUAAAUAGCUUAGUGAUCUACAAAGCACGACAUUCUGAUAGUUCUGGAGUCCAAUUGUUUUCUCGAGUGAUGUUGCAGUGUAGCUGAUUUUUCCCCCACAUUCCCUCCUUAGGUAGCCAGCAUCAAAAUGCAUUUGUAUUUUUCUUUUCAUUAAAAAAAUACUUCAACUGACUUUUAGAUCAGUCUCACUCAAUGAAGGACAAAAAUGUGUUGUAGUCAGACUAUUAAGAAAAAUCCUCUUAACUAUCAUAGUAGCUGAGGAAUUUUCUAUGGUCUCACGUUUGUGAAAGAUACAUGGCCUUAUCUAUGCCAUAAACAACCUCAGUUCAGAUAGUCUCUAUAAAACUUUACUUAAGCUUCCGUCAUUUCAAUGAGAUUUGUAUUCUCGGACACUACUGCAUUGCACCAAAGUGAUUGUCCCCUUCUCCUCUGCCCCCAGAAAAAUUAAUUGCAUUCAGGUAAAGUAUAGUGUUGUUGUAAACCCCCAGUACAUUGAAUCUGUAUAGCUGUUUUCCAAAAGAACUAGCAGAUAUGGCCAUAUAAUCAUGUUUGGAUGUGAAUAUCUUGGAGAGGUCAACAAAGUAAGAGCUAUUUAAGCUGGUGUUUGAGAAAGAUAAUAUUUACUCAUAGAAGUGCAAGGGGAGAUAUAAUAGAAUUUUUCUCAAUUACAGGGAAUAUUGACUUGAUUAGACAAAGUGUUCAUGCUCAUAAAGGUGAUAAAUAUGUUUAAAGGAAAAUAAAAAGCAUAAGUUUUAGUAAGGGAUGUUUACUCUACUAAUUCAUUGGACAUGUAUCUUCAGAGAAAGAGACUGAAACCCAGUGAAGUAGGAAGGUGGAAAUCACUGUGAGAACGCAAAGCAUCCCAAGAACAAUGUUUUUCUUCUUCUCUACUGUUUUGUAAGCUCUGAGCAGUAGAAAACAUUCUUCUUCCUCCCUCCUAAAUGGGACUCACAUAUUAGAAGUACCAUAACAAGCAAAGAGAGAGUUGUAGUAGAAUAAAAUUAUUUCUAACUACAGGACAUAAAUGUCUUUUUAACCACCUGAUGGUGGGGGCGGGAGCAUCACCACUUUGCAGCUUUUUAGGUGCAUCUUUCCUUCUCCUGACAGAUUUAGGACAAUUAUCAGGACAUUACGUGAGCAGUGUAAUGUGCUCCUUAGAAGCACCUAAGUACAUACAAAAGGAUAUAAUUUCCCUUGUUUUGUCUUUUUACUAAGAAAUGGAAGCCAUUUUCCAUCUAGUUCAAAUAAUUUUUUUAAAAUGUUCUGAAGUUUAGUUAAACAAACCCGAUGUCUAGCAGCAUAAAAAGCUCUUGCCAGAUACAUUGUUGAGCUGUUUCUGAGGAGCUUCCAGAAAAUAGGUCCAACAGGAAAGCUUAGGUACAAAUCAAGUUCUGUUAUAGCUACAAUAAAACCAAGACCUUUGCUGUAAUUAGAGCCUACAGGGUCCAUUACAAGUCUGCUCUUACCAAGUUAAAACUUCCCAACUUUGAAAAGCUGCUCUUAAAAUGAACAGGUGGUGGGUUUUUUUGGUGCACUGAACAUACUUGCUAGAUUUCAAUCACCUUGUCUAAGGAAACAAUGCUUGAAAUAGGUUCAGGGUGGCUCCAGAAAUGCGUCUGUACUUGGAAGCCAAACCCAUUACACAAGUUUGGGUCUGGACCAGUUUGCCUCAGGUGCUCUAGACAGAAGUGCGCUGGCAAGUUAGGCUCUGGCAGCAGAUGCCUGGCAGCCAGAUUCACUGGGGUCUGCAAUGCAAAAUGCUACCAUUUGAUUGCCCAUAGAAGCAGCCAAACCGUACCCGAUACAGCCAAUCCAACAGCACCAGUGCUCAGUAUAUGCAGUUGUGACAUAUAUUCGGUAUUCUCUAGUUUGGAGGACAUUUCUGUACUGGGAUUUCCCCCCAGGAUGCCAACAGAAUGCUAGAUGCAUGGAACAGAAAAACAUCUAUGCAGAUAAUACAGAUUUCUGUCUUGUCAGCCCUAUUAGCCACUUUACAGAAAGCCCUUGUAAAUUUUUCUUUCUUACUGGGCCAGUGCAGCUAAAAGAUUCUAAAGUUUUUAAAAUGAGUUAGGUUUUUCAUAUAAGGAAAGAAGCAGAAAACUGCUAAAAGCAGGAGCUUAAAAUGCGUUUAUGCCCACAAAUACAAUUCAUUUGAUUAAAACCUAGUUUCUUUAAAUGCAGAUUUCAUACCAUCAAAGAGGCAAAUUCUGUAUAAAUAACAAUAAUAAAGUAGUGAUGAGUGAAACUUUUAGGCUGGUUAAAAUAAUGCAUAUGUAUGCAUUUUCGUUAAGUAAAGAUUUUACCUACCUUUGGUUUUUUAAGGGUCAGUGUUCCAGCCACCAGCCAAAAGGGGAAAAAGGACUAUUGAAAAUGUGUACCUUUGAAAUACAGAAAGAGAGGAGUAGCUGAGAUUAAGUAGAGUCUAUGGAGGAAAAAAAAAAAAAAACGCACAUGAUCUGCAGUUGUAUCUAACCUAAUCUACAACAUGGGUCAAUUAUCCUUGUAUAAACUAUUGGUUUUCAUAGAAAGAAGAAAAAGUCUCUCCGAAUGAUCGGUGAGAAGGCUGCUACCACAGUAAAUGAGAUAAGCCUGUUUUCACACUGCAUAGCUAUCUCACCAGCUUUUCCAAUCUGUGGUUGAAAUUUUUGUUAAAAAUUUCCAACAAAACAGAGACAGAAUGCAUACUAGCCCUUCCAAGUGGACUCUCCUUGGAAAGGAGAAACACUCAAGUAGUUAUAAUUUCAUUUGCAGGUAUCAGUCAGGGUACCAGCCAUAAUUUAUAGCCUUAUAUUUUAAGUCACUCAGCUGAGUUGUCCAUAAAGUACUCCCGUUCCCCUCCUGACACCACCAUCCCCCGCUCACGGCCCACAAAAAUCAAUACUUAAAUUUGAAUUAAGAUGCUGCAAAUCCAGAAAAAGCCACCCCAAAACACAUACAAAAUGAAACCCCAAGGCAAGCUUCAUGCCAUGAAUAUGUAUCCAAAUUACUUUGAUUGGUGCAAACUAUUAUUCUAUUAUUUGUUUCUAUAAUCCAUCCGAUAUUUUAGGUACAUAAACUGCAGAGCAUACGUUUGACUUGGAUGUAAAAUAUAUUCUGCUUAUCUUUGAAUUCAAGAUUGUAUAUGUCAUGUUUAUUGUAAAGCAUUUUAUAUAUACAUAUUCACAUAUCUUACACAACUCUAUGGGCCAAACACUGGUCCCACCAACUUCACUGGGACCAAGAAUCAGCCCCCAUAUGUGCGUAUAUAUGCCAUACGCAUCAUUCUGAAAGGAAGCACUAGAUUGUGUGAAAAUGCUGUGACUGCUAUGCAGUGAUGCCAAGAGACUUAACUGUAUCUUUUUUAACAUACUGCUGUAAGUAUUCAUCAUGUCAAAGAAUGACAACUAA
This is a messenger RNA of Gymnogyps californianus (California condor), 6221 nucleotides long. It is a transcript of the gene PDE7B, whose product is annotated as phosphodiesterase 7B. The record is from RefSeq and is a predicted model, not a curated record. Lineage: Eukaryota; Metazoa; Chordata; Aves; Accipitriformes; Cathartidae. Gene Ontology annotation, molecular function: 3',5'-cyclic-AMP phosphodiesterase activity. The coding region runs from base 10 to 1509 and encodes 499 amino acids. The transcript has 12 exons.